AUGGACGAAGUGACGCUGGUGAUCAUGUCAACCGCCUCCCACUUGAACGGCCUGAUCAAGAUGAUGUUCUUCCACUACGACAGACGGCGCUACAAUGCGCUGACUCGCCGCGUGGCCGCGCUGCUUUCGAUCCAGAGCGACGUCUGCGACACGGAGUCUCCAAUGGCGGCCAUCGUGGACAGCUCUCAGAGGCACGCCUUCCGCCUCUCGCUGUCUCUGGUGCUCUUCAUGUUCGCCCAGUGCUUCGUGUGGUUCCCCAUGCCCCUGUACACACACCCAGAGACGAGGCGCCUGCCCUUCGCUCAGCACGCCUGGGACAAUAACUCCAACCUAUACGGCCUCUCGUACUUUGCCCAGUGCUCGGCGGGAUUGUGGACGACGCAGAUAAGCUUCGGCUUGGACUGUCUCUUCGCGUCGGCCAUGAUCCUGGUGACUGCGCAGCUGGAUAUUCUCGCGAGGCGUAUUCUGGCCCUGAAGUGUGAUACCUACAAGGAGAAAGUCGAACAUUCUGAGAAGAAGCCAAUGGCGAAAUUCGGUGAUAAAGUGUACAACGAUUUGUGCCUUUGCGUCGAAAGUCAUCAAAAAAUUCUUAGGUACGCAAUGCAACACUUUAUUAAUGGUAUGGACGCUUCAGAUAUGUAA
Molecule: messenger RNA, 642 nt
Organism: Schistocerca cancellata (South American locust)
Lineage: Eukaryota; Metazoa; Arthropoda; Insecta; Orthoptera; Acrididae
Exons: 1
Coding region: 1-642 (213 amino acids)
Biological process (GO): sensory perception of smell; detection of chemical stimulus involved in sensory perception of smell
Cellular component (GO): plasma membrane
Molecular function (GO): olfactory receptor activity; odorant binding
Source: RefSeq, a predicted model, not a curated record